AUGGGACCUGGCUGCGAUUUGCUGCUGAGGGCAGCAGCUACCGUCACUGCCGUCACUGCCGUCACUGCCGCCAUCAUGUCAGACACGGACAGCGAGGAAGAUUCAGCUGGAGGCGGCCCAUUUUCUUUAGCGGGUAUCCUUUUCGGCAACAUCAAUGGAGCGGGGCAGCUGGAGGGGGAAAACGUCUUAGAUGAUGAGUGUAAGAAGCACUUGGCAGGCUUGGGGGCUUUGGGGCUGGGCAGCCUGAUCACUGAACUCACGGCAAAUGAAGAAUUGACCGGGACUGGCGGUGCCUUGGUAAAUGAUGAAGGGUGGAUUAGGAGUACAGAAGAUGCUGUGGACUAUUCAGACAUCAACGAGGUGGCAGAAGAUGAAAGCCGAAGACACCAGCAGACGAUGGGGAGCUUGCAGCCCCUUCGCCACUCGGAUUAUGAUGAAGACGACUAUGAUGCUGAUUGUGAAGGCAUUGAUUGCAAGUUGAUGCCUCCUCCACCUCCACCCCUGGGACUAAUGAAGAAGGAUAAGGACCAAGAUGCUAUUACCUGUGUGUCUGAAAAUGGAGAAGGCAUCAUCUUGCCCUCCAUCAUUGCCCCUUCUUUUUUGGCCUCAGAGAAGGUGGAUUUCAGUAGUUACUCUGAUUCAGAAUCUGAGAUGGGACCUCAGGAAGCAACACAGGCAGAAUCUGAGGAUGGAAAGCUGACCCUUCCAUUGGCUGGGGUUAUGCAGCAUGAUGCCACCAAGCUGUUGCCAAGUGUCACAGAACUUUUUCCAGAAUUUCGACCUGGAAAGGUGUUACGCUUCCUACAUCUUUUUGGACCAGGGAAGAAUGUCCCAUCUGUUUGGCGGAGUGCUCGGAGAAAGAGGAAGAAGCAUCGUGAGCUGAUACAGGAAGAGCAGAUCCAGGAGGUGGAAUGCUCGGUAGAAUCAGAAGUCAGCCAGAAGUCUUUGUGGAACUAUGACUACGCUCCACCACCACCUCCAGAGCAGUGCCUCUCUGAUGAUGAAAUCACGAUGAUGGUUCCUGUGGAGUCCAAAUUUUCCCAAUCAACUGGAGAUGUAGAUAAAGUGACAGAUACCAAACCAAGAGUGGCUGAGUGGCGUUAUGGGCCUGCCCGACUGUGGUAUGAUAUGUUGGGUGUCUCCGAAGAUGGCAGUGGGUUUGACUAUGGCUUCAAACUGAGAAAGACACAACAUGAACCUGUGAUAAAAUCUAGAAUGACGGAGGAAUUUAGAAAACUUGAGGAAAGCAAUGGCACUGAUCUUCUGGCUGACGAAAACUUCCUGAUGGUGACACAGCUGCAUUGGGAGGAUUCUAUCAUCUGGGAUGGGGAGGAUGUCAAACACAAAGGGACAAAACCUCAGCAUGCAAGCCUGGCAGGCUGGCUUCCUUCUAGCAUGACUAGGAAUGCAAUGGCUUACAAUGUUCAGCAAGGUUUUGCAGCCACUCUGGAUGAUGACAAACCUUGGUACUCCAUUUUUCCGAUUGACAAUGAGGAUUUGGUGUAUGGACGCUGGGAGGACAAUAUCAUUUGGGAUGCUCAGGCCAUGCCCCGGCUGUUGGAACCUCCUGUUUUGGCACUUGAUCCCAAUGAUGAGAACCUCAUUUUGGAAAUUCCUGAUGAGAAGGAAGAGGCCACCUCUAACUCCCCCUCCAAGGAGAGUAAGAAGGAAUCAUCUCUGAAGAAGAGUCGAAUUCUCUUGGGCAAAACAGGUGUCAUCAGGGAGGAACCACAGCAGAACAUGUCUCAGCCAGAAGUGAAAGAUCCAUGGAAUCUCUCCAAUGAUGAGUAUUAUUUCCCCAAGCAACAGGGUCUUUGGGGCACCUUUGGAGGGAAUAUUAUCCAGCAUUCAAUUCCUGCUAUGGAAUUAUGGCAGCCCUUCUUUCCCACCCACAUGGGGCCCAUCAAAAUCCGGCAGUUCCAUCGCCCACCUCUGAAAAAGUACUCAUUUGGUGCACUGUCUCAGCCAGGUCCCCAUUCAGUCCAACCUUUGCUAAAGCACAUCAGAAAAAAGGCCAAGAUGAGAGAACAAGAGAGGCAAGCCUCAGGUGGUGGAGAGUUGUUUUUUAUGCGCACACCUCAGGAUCUCACAGGCAAAGAUGGAGAUCUUAUUCUUGCAGAAUAUAGUGAGGAAAAUGGACCCUUAAUGAUGCAGGUUGGCAUGGCAACCAAGAUAAAGAACUAUUAUAAACGGAAACCUGGAAAAGAUCCUGGAGCACCAGAUUGUAAAUAUGGGGAAACUGUUUACUGCCAUACAUCUCCUUUCUUGGGCUCUCUCCAUCCUGGCCAAUUACUGCAGGCACUUGAGAACAACCUUUUUCGUGCUCCAAUGUAUCUUCAUAAGAUGCCAGAAACUGAUUUUCUGAUCAUUCGGACAAGACAGGGUUACUAUAUUCGGGAAUUAGUGGAUAUUUUUGUGGUUGGCCAGCAGUGUCCCUUGUUUGAAGUUCCUGGGCCUAACUCCAGAAGGGCCAAUAUGCAUAUUCGAGACUUUCUAGAGGUUUUUAUUUACCGCCUUUUCUGGAAAAGUAAAGAUCGGCCACGGAGGAUACGAAUGGAAGAUAUAAAAAAAGCCUUUCCUUCCCAUUCAGAAAGCAGCAUCCGGAAGAGGCUAAAGCUCUGCGCUGACUUCAAACGCACAGGGAUGGAUUCAAACUGGUGGGUGCUUAAGUCUGAUUUUCGUUUACCAACGGAAGAAGAGAUCAGAGCUAAGGUGUCACCAGAGCAGUGCUGUGCUUAUUAUAGCAUGAUAGCUGCAAAGCAACGACUGAAGGAUGCUGGCUAUGGUGAGAAAUCCUUUUUUGCCCCAGAAGAAGAUGAGGAAGAUUUCCAGAUGAAGAUUGAUGAUGAAGUUCACACUGCUCCUUGGAACACCACAAGGGCCUUCAUUGCUGCCAUGAAGGGCAAGUGUCUCCUAGAAGUGACUGGGGUGGCAGAUCCCACAGGGUGUGGUGAAGGAUUCUCCUAUGUGAAGAUUCCAAAUAAACCAACAAAGCAGAAGGAUGAUAAAGAGCUGCAGGCAGUGAAGACAGUGACAGGAACAGAUGCAGACCUUCGUCGCCUUUCCCUGAAAAAUGCCAAGCAACUUCUACGUAAAUUUGGUGUGCCCGAGGAAGAGAUUAAAAAGUUGUCCCGCUGGGAAGUGAUUGAUGUGGUGCGCACAAUGUCAACAGAACAGGCUCGUUCUGGAGAGGGGCCCAUGAGUAAAUUUGCCCGUGGAUCAAGGUUUUCUGUGGCUGAGCAUCAAGAGCGUUACAAAGAGGAAUGUCAGCGUAUCUUUGACCUACAGAACAAGGUUCUGUCAUCAACUGAGGUCUUAUCAACUGACACAGACAGCAGCUCAGCUGAAGAUAGUGACUUUGAAGAAAUGGGAAAGAACAUUGAGAACAUGUUGCAGAACAAGAAAACCAGCUCUCAGCUGUCACGUGAAUGGGAGGAGCAGGAGCGGAAGGAACUACAGCGAAUGCUACUGGCAGCAGGCUCAGCAGCAUCAGGAAACAAUCACCGAGAUGAUGACACAGCUUCCAUGACUAGCCUUAACUCUUCUGCCACUGGAUACUGUCUCAAGAUUUAUCGCACAUUUCGAGAUGAAGAGGGGAAAGAGUAUGUUCGCUGUGAGACAGUCCGAAAACCAGCUGUCAUUGAUGCCUAUGUGCGCAUACGGACUACAAAAGAUGAGACAUUCAUUCAGAAAUUUGCCCUUUUUGAUGAAAAACAUCGGGAAGAGAUGCGGAAAGAACGGCGGAGGAUUCAAGAGCAACUGAGGCGGCUUAAGCGGAACCAGGAAAAGGAGAAGCUUAAGGGUCCUCCUGAGAAGAAGCCCAAGAAAAUGAAGGAGCGUCCUGACCUAAAACUGAAAUGUGGGGCAUGUGGUGCCAUUGGACACAUGAGGACUAACAAAUUCUGCCCCCUCUAUUAUCAAACAAAUGUGCCACCUUCCAAACCUGUUGCCAUGACAGAAGAGCAGGAGGAGGAGUUGGAAAAGACAGUCAUUCAUAAUGAUAAUGAAGAACUUAUCAAGGUUGAAGGGACCAAAAUUGUCUUGGGGAAACAGCUAAUUGAGAAUGUGGAUGAGGUUCGCAGAAAAUCUCUGGUUCUCAAGUUUCCUAAACAGCAGCUUCCUCCAAAGAAGAAACGGCGAGUUGGAACCACUGUUCCUUGUGACUAUUUGAAUACACCUCAUAAGUCCAUCCACCGACGCCGCACAGACCCUAUGGUGAUGCUGUCAUCCAUCUUGGAGUCUAUCAUCAAUGACAUGAGAGAUCUUCCAAAUACAUACCCUUUCCACACUCCAGUCAAUGCAAAGGUUGUAAAGGACUACUACAAAAUCAUCACUCGGCCAAUGGACCUACAAACACUCCGUGAAAAUGUGCGUAAAUGCCUCUACCCAUCUCGGGAAGAGUUCAGAGAGCAUCUGGAGCUAAUUGUGAAAAACAGUGCAACCUACAAUGGGCCAAAACAUUCAUUGACUCAGAUUUCUCAAUCCAUGCUGGAUCUCUGUGAUGAAAAACUCAAAGAGAAAGAAGACAAAUUAGCUCGCUUAGAGAAAGCUAUCAACCCCUUGCUGGAUGAUGAUGACCAAGUGGCAUUUUCUUUCAUUCUGGACAACAUUGUCACCCAGAAAAUGAUGGCAGUUCCAGAUUCUUGGCCAUUUCAUCACCCAGUUAAUAAGAAGUUUGUUCCAGAUUAUUACAAAGUGAUUGUCAAUCCAGUGGAUUUAGAGACCAUACGUAAGAACAUCUCCAAGCACAAGUAUCAGAGUCGGGAGAGUUUUCUAGAUGAUGUAAACCUUAUUCUGGCCAACAGUGUUAAGUAUAAUGGACCUGAGAGUCAGUAUACUAAAACUGCUCAGGAGAUUGUGAACGUCUGUUACCAGACAAUCACUGAGUAUGAUGAGCAUUUGACUCAACUUGAGAAGGAUAUUUGUACAGCUAAAGAAGCAGCUUUGGAGGAAGCAGAAUUAGAAAGCCUGGACCCAAUGACCCCAGGGCCCUACACAUCUCAGCCUCCUGAUAUGUAUGAAACCAACACAUCCCUCAGUACGUCUCGAGAUGCCUCUGUAUUUCAAGAUGAGAGCAAUAUGUCUGUCUUGGAUAUUCCCACUGCCACUCCAGAAAAGCAGAUGUGCCAGGGCCGAGGUAGGCUGGGUGAGGAAGACUCUGAUGUGGAUAUUGAAGAGUAUGAUGAUGAGGAGGAGGAUGGGAAACCUAAGCCUCCAGCCCCAGAAGGGGGAGAUGGUGAUCUUGCAGAUGAAGAGGAAGGAACUGUACAACAACCUGAAGCCAGUGUCCUGUAUGAGGAUUUGCUUAUGUCUGAAGGAGAAGAAGAUGAGGAAGAUGCUGGGAGUGAUGAAGAAGGAGACAAUCCUUUCUCUGCUAUCCAGCUGAGUGAAAGUGGAAGUGACUCUGAUGUGGGAUAUGGUGGAAUAAGACCCAAACAACCCGCAUGCUUCAGCAUGCUUCAGGAGAACACAAGGAUGGGUAUGGAAAAUGAAGAAAGCAUGAUGUCCUAUGAGGGAGACAGUGGGGAGGCUUCCCAUGAUUUGAAGGAUAGCAACAUCAGUUAUGGGAGCUGUGAGGAGCCUGAUCCCAAGUUGAACACCCAAGACCCAAGCUUCAGCAGCAUCGGAAAUUUGCAGCCGGGCGUGGUGGCUCACACCUGUAAUCUCAGCACUCUGGGAGGCUGAGGCGGGCAGAUCACCUGAGGUCAGAAGUUCGAGACCAGCUUGGCCAACAUGUCGAAACUUCAUCUCUACUAAAAGUACAAAAAUUAGCCAGGCAUGGUGGUGCAUGCCUGUAAUCCCAGCUACUCGGGAGGCUGAGGCAAGAGAAUUGCUUGAACCCGGGAGGUGGAGGUUGCAGUGAGUGGAGAUCACGCCACUGCACUCCAGCCUGGGCGAAAGAGUGAGACUCCAUCUCAAAAAAAAAAAAAAAGAAAGAAAAUUUACAAGCAUGGUAUCAUCUCACUUUUCUA
This is a messenger RNA of Pongo pygmaeus (Bornean orangutan), 5972 nucleotides long. It is a transcript of the gene TAF1L, whose product is annotated as TATA-box binding protein associated factor 1 like. The record is from RefSeq and is a predicted model, not a curated record. NCBI's taxonomy places the organism in Eukaryota, Metazoa, Chordata, Mammalia, Primates, Hominidae. Gene Ontology annotation, biological process: RNA polymerase II preinitiation complex assembly; transcription by RNA polymerase II; DNA-templated transcription initiation. Gene Ontology annotation, molecular function: RNA polymerase II general transcription initiation factor activity; histone acetyltransferase activity; TBP-class protein binding. Gene Ontology annotation, cellular component: transcription factor TFIID complex.